AUGGCUGAAGGGAGUGAACAACCAAAUUUAGAACAACAAAUGACCACCAUGAUGAGGAUGUUGGAACAAAUGCGUCAAGAUGUGGACAGUCUAAUGGCACGACCACAGAAUCAACCUAUUGAGGUGAGUAAUGCACCAAGAAAUACUGAAGCUGCAGGUUGGGUGAACCAAGAGGAUUUGGGCAAUUUUAAGCUUGAAUUACCUAAAUUCAAUGGUGAAGGUGAUCUCGGAGAUUAUAUAGAAUGGGAAGAUGCUGUACAAAGUGUUUUUGAUUGUAAAAGAUAUAGUGAACUAACAAAAGUUAGACUAGCUAUCUCAUCUUUUAAAGGUUUUGCAGUUAUUUGGUGGAAACAACAGGAGCAAGAAAGGGAGUUCUCUCAUGAUGCACCAGUUGCUACGUGGGACAGGCUAAGGACAAUGCUUAGGCAUACGUUUCGACCUGCCACAUACUAUUUUGAGCUUGAGAAGCAACUACAUGGGAUCCAUCAAGGUAAUAAGACUGUUGAUGAAUAUUACAGGGAAAUCCAGACUUUGAAAACUCGAGCUAUGGUGCAUGAAAGUGAAGAUAGAGCGAUUGCUAGAUUCUUGCAAGGGCUCAAUCGUGACAUCUAUUGUGUAGUAAACAUGCAUCGUUACUACACCAUGGAUGAUGCCUUGUAUGCUGCUCGGCAAGCUGAGAAGACAAAUAAGGAGAUGAAGGCUUAUAGAUCUCCUGCUAGCAGUUCAAGGUGGACAACACAAAGGCCAAGUGCACCAUUGAGGCGUGAGGAUGUUCGACCAACCCGUGAACAGCCUAAGGAGGACAAUAGAGACAACGGAAAGACAAAGGUGAUUGAAGCCCCAAAACACGCUCGAGAUCGUGACCUUGUUUGUUGGAAAUGUCAAGGGCGUGGUCAUAUGGCUAGAGAUUGUCCUAAUAAGAGAAAUAUGAAAGUCUCCAAACAAAUGGAGGCUGUAGCAGCAACAAUCCAGUAUGAGUCUGAGGAGGAGAUUUUGAGCGCUAAGUCCAUUCCUGAGCAAGAAGAGAGCCAAAGAGAAAACAUAUUCUACGCAAAGGGAAGGAUUCAUGGGAUGCGUUGCAGUGUCAUUAUUGAUUCGGGGAGUUGCACGAAUGUGGCUAGCGCUGCUAUGGUAAGUCAUCUUAAAUUACCUCUUAUUGAUCACCCUCAUCCAUAUAAAUUGCAAUGGCUUACUGAUUCGGGGGAGAUAAAGGUGACUAAACAAGCACUGGUGCCUUUUUCUAUUGGUAAGUACAAUGAUGAGAUUCUAUGUGAUGUUGUACCAAUGCAAGCAACACAUGUGUUGUUUGGACGGCCAUGGCAAUAUGAUAGACAAAUCUACUUUGAUGGAGUUGCCAAUACAUACACUGUUACAUGCAAUGGUGCUAAGCAUACGCUUAGACCUUUGACCCCAAAGGAAGUAGAGGAAGAGCAACUGAGGUUGAAUAAAGCUCGCCAACCAGUCUUGAAGAAGGAGGAUACUAAAGGGAACAAAAUUUAUUCUUCCCUUUUGGAGAUAAAAACACCAUACAAAUCCAAGGAUGCAGCAAAUGGUGUGCUAAGGCAAUCUCUUCUUGCAAGCAAAAAGGAUAUUAAGCAAGCAAUAAGAAGGGGAGAUACUUUCUACUUACUUUUUUUUCAAAAAAAUGUUUUUGAUUAUGUUGAAAUUGAUAACUCUAUUAAUGACUUGCUUGCUGAAUUUGCAGAUGUUUUUCCCAAAGAGAUGCCUAAAGGAUUACCACCUAUUCGGGGAAUAGAGCAUCAAGUUGAUUUGGUUCCUGGUGCCACACUUCCAAAUCGUCCGGCUUAUAGGACAAACCCAGAGGAGGCCAAAGAGAUUCAACGACAAGUGGAAGAGCUUUUGGAGAUGGGACACAUUCGAGAAAGUUUGAGUCCAUGCGCUGUCCCAGUUCUCAUUGUUCCGAAGAAAGAUGGUACUUGGAGAAUGUGCGUUGAUUGUCGCGCAAUCAACAACAUUACGGUAAAGUAUAGAUUUCCUAUCCCAAGACUUGAUGAUAUGCUUGAUGAACUCUAUGGUGCUAAGCUCUUCAGCAAAGUAGACUUGAGGAGGGGAUACCAUCAAAUUCGAAUGAAGGAAGGAGAUGAAUGGAAAACUGCCUUCAAAACGAAACAUGGUUUGUAUGAGUGGUUGGUUAUGCCGUUUGGCCUCACCAAUGCCCCUAGCACAUUCAUGAGACUAAUGAACCAUAUUUUGAGGAGGUUUAUUGGUAUUUUUGUGGUAGUCUAUUUUGAUGAUAUUUUGAUUUAUAGUAAGUCUAAAGGUGAGCAUAUGGCACAUCUUCGACUAGUUUUUGAAGAACUACGAAAAGAGAAGUUAUAUGCUAAUCUUGAGAAGUGUUGUCUUUGUGCUGAACAUGUUGAAUUUCUUGGUUUUGUUGUGAGUUCUCAAGGCGUACAGGUUGACACACGAAAGGUGCAAGCCAUUCUUGAAUGGCCAAAUCCAACUAGUCUCGUGAAAAAGGAUGUCAAAUUCACUUGGGGUCCAAAACAAGGGCAUGCAUUCCAAACCUUAAAGGAGAAACUCACUACUACCCCGGUUUUAGCACUACCUUGUUUUGAUAAGACUUUUGAGUUAGAGUGUGAUGCCUCAAGUAUAGGCAUAGGUGCUGUUCUCAUGCAAGAGGGACGCCCCUUAGCUUAUUUCAGUGAAAAAUUGAGUGGUCCUAGCCUCAAUUAUCCCACAUAUGACAAGGAACUUUAUGCUAUCAUCCGUGCCAUGGAGACGUGGCAACAUUAUUUGUGGUUUAAAGACUUUGUCCUUCACACUGACCAUGAGGCCCUUAAACAUCUCAAGGGGCAAGGUAAGUUGAACAAGAGACACGCCAAGUGGCUUGAGUUCAUUGAGGGGUUUCCUUAUACGAUUAAGUACAAGCAAGGUGAAUCACAUGGGGGCGGACUUAUGGGGCAUUCCACUACAAACAUGUCUCCAUUUGAAGUAGCUUAUGGUUUUAAUCCCCUCACCCCUGUAGAUUUACUUGCUUUACCUAUUGAUUGUAGGGAAAGUUUGGAUGGAGCAACUCGUGCCAAAAAAAUCAAGGAGAUGCAUGAACGAGUUAAGGUUCAAAUUGAGCAAAGAAAUACAAAGGUGGCUGAACGUGUUAACAAGACAAGGAAGAAGAUCACGUUCCAACCUGGAGAUUGGGUUUGGAUCCACCUAAGGAAGGAGCGUUUUCCUCAGCAAAGGAAGUCCAAGUUGCAACCAAGAGGAGAUGGUCCCUUUGAAAUACUAGAGAAGAUUGGAGACAAUGCCUACAAAGUUGAUCUUCGUGGAAAGUACAACGUCUCCUCUACAUUCAAUGUUUCUGAUUUGGCCUUAUUUGAAGAUUCUGAUUCGAGGUCGAAUCUCUUUCAAGAAGGGGAGGAUGAUGCAAACCAGCCCACACAUGAUCCAUUAAGAGUCCCUAUUGGUCCUAUUACUAGGUCCAAGACUAAACUCUUAAGACAAUUAUACAUUGGGUUUGUGCAACAUUGGUGGAAGAUUCAUGAAUACCCAAUAAAGAGUCCAAGUGAUGAUGGUGGAUACUUAGAACAUUUUUCAUGCAUAAGAGCUGAUUUUGAAGAGCCCAUAAAUAGUCAUCAAUUCUAG
Messenger RNA from Ipomoea triloba (trilobed morning glory), 3606 nucleotides. RefSeq lists its product as uncharacterized. The transcript has 7 exons. Gene Ontology annotation, molecular function: nucleic acid binding; zinc ion binding. The record is from RefSeq and is a predicted model, not a curated record. The coding region runs from base 1 to 3606 and encodes 1201 amino acids. Lineage: Eukaryota; Viridiplantae; Streptophyta; Magnoliopsida; Solanales; Convolvulaceae.